AUGGCCGGCGAUAUCGAGCAGGAUUCAUCCCCAGCCUCGGAUAGCGACUGGGCCUCGGCGGAUGAGGCAUCGCUAGAUGUGACUACGUUGGCAUCGAGUGUUCUGAAUUAUGAGUACAAGGUAAGACUCGCGCAAACCAAGUCACUCAUGAUCUCCAUCGCAUCCGCAUCCUCGAACCAGGCAAGAUGGCUUAAAAAGGUUCAGCCAAACGACGAGGAGGAGCAAGACCGCAUGGACCUCCUCCACCAUAUAUACGCCCUGAUCCUCGAUGGCGAGCUGCAUAUGGCACCGAUCAAGUCCGACCCGGAGCGAGUCCUUGAUUUGGGAACGGGGACCGGGAUCUGGGCGAUGGACUUUGCUGAUCAGUAUAAAUCUGCCGAAGUAUUAGGAAACGAUCUCAGUCCCAUCCAACCCACCUGGAUCCCCCCAAACCUCCAAUUCGAAGUGGACGACUACGAAGCAGACUGGGUCUAUUCACGGCCCUUCGACUACAUCCACGGUCGCGAACUAGCAGGCGCAGUCAGCAACUUCGACAAACUCUUCCGACAAGCUUUCCGACAUCUAAAACCGGGUGGAUACUUCGAGAUGCAGAGCUUCCGUGUGGAGGUAUACGCCGACGACGACUCCCUCGACCGAGCACCAUAUACCACGAAAAUGUGCUCGCUGAUGCAAGAAGCCAGUGUCAAGUUCGGAAAGCCAAUGGCAAAUAUGGACGAGUGGGCGGAUAGAUUGACCAAGGAGGGGUUCGAGGAUGUGACGUGCAGGAUUAUCAAAGUGCCCAUUAGUCCGUGGCCGCUGGAUAAGAAGCAGAAGGACAUUGGGAAGUACUUUCAGGCGCAGCAGAUGCAAGGCAUUCAAUCGUAUGUGCCGGAGUUGUUGCAAAACAUUCUGCAAUGGGGCGCGGACGAGGUUGAGGUUUUGAUGGCAGGGGCGAGGAAGGAGUUGUUAGAUACCACAAUUCAUCAGUAUGGGAAGUUGUAUUUUGUGUAUGGUAGGAAGCCCCAUCGGUAGUUUGGCUUUCAUGUCGGAUCUGUUGUUGGGGUUCUAUGUGUUGUUUAUUUCAAUGAAGUCAUGAUAAGAAUAAUGAUAGUCGAUUCAAGAUCUUGAGGUUGUUAG
Messenger RNA from Aspergillus nomiae NRRL 13137, 1116 nucleotides. RefSeq names its product class I SAM-dependent methyltransferase. Gene Ontology annotation, molecular function: methyltransferase activity. Lineage: Eukaryota; Fungi; Ascomycota; Eurotiomycetes; Eurotiales; Aspergillaceae. The transcript has 7 exons. Bases 1 to 1011 code for a protein of 336 amino acids. The record is from RefSeq and is a predicted model, not a curated record.